Leptopilina boulardi is the source of this 1977-nucleotide messenger RNA. RefSeq names its product parafibromin (gene hyx). Gene Ontology annotation, cellular component: Cdc73/Paf1 complex. The coding region runs from base 38 to 1618 and encodes 526 amino acids. Lineage: Eukaryota; Metazoa; Arthropoda; Insecta; Hymenoptera; Figitidae. The record is from RefSeq and is a predicted model, not a curated record. Gene Ontology annotation, biological process: positive regulation of transcription elongation by RNA polymerase II; transcription elongation by RNA polymerase II. The transcript is spliced from 4 exons. Gene Ontology annotation, molecular function: RNA polymerase II complex binding.
CAGUUGGCAGCACUGUACUGUUUCAUUUUAGUGCAUCAUGGCGGACCCGUUGAGUUUGUUGCGACAAUACAAUGUCAACAAAAAAGAAAUUAUUGAACGUGAAAAUCAAAUUAUUUUCGGUGAAUUUUCAUGGCCGAAAAAUGUAAAAACAAAUUACUUGACCUACGGGUCCGGUAAAGAUGGAACACCAAAGGAUUAUUAUACACUAGAGUGCCUUUUAUUCUUAUUGAAACAUGUUCAACUUACUCAUCCUGUUUAUGUACGACAGGCGGCAGCGGAAAAUAUUCCCGUUGUACGUCGACCCGACAGAAAAGAUCUUUUGGCAUAUCUCAAUGGUGAGACGGCAACAUCGGUUGCUAUUGAUAAAUCAGCACCAUUGGAAAUUCCCACACAGGUGAAACGUACUGCCGAGGAUGGUCUUGAGAGUGGUUCAUCGAAGAAGCCACGAUUUGAAGAGACACACGUGCAAAAAGUCAAGGAACAACUGGCAGCAAGAUUGGAUGCACCAAAAGAAGCUUCAGUCACUGUUGACAAUAUAAAAUCAUUGUCAGAGGCAAUGUCAGUGGAGAAAAUUGCCGCUAUUAAAGCAAAACGUUUGGCGAAGAAGAGAACAACAAUUAAAGAGAAUGACGAUAUAGGUAUGGGAUCUGAUCUGAAAGUUAUAUUGGAUAUGGAUGUUGAUGAUACAAAGGAUAUUGUUUCACGUGAACGACAAUGGCGUACAAGAGCAACAAUAUUACAGAGUAGUGGUAAGGUUUUUGCAAAAAAUAUUCUCGCAAUUUUACAGGGUAUUAAAGCGCGUGAGGAGGGCAGACAAAAAGGACCUGUUGCACCAACACCGAUGAUAACACCAAGAUCAACGCCAAUGAGACCAUUGCCACAACCAACGCAAUACAAUCGUUACGAUCAGGAAAGAUUUAUUCGUCAAAAAGAAGAGACAGAAGGUUUCAAAAUUGACACUAUGGGCACAUAUCAUGGUAUGACCUUAAAGUCUGUGACUGAAGGUACAAAUCCAUCAAUUAGAAAACCACCAACUGUGCCAAGUGCAACUCCAACGUCAGGUUUAUUGCCAACAUCGGCUGCUAAAUUAACACCACAACAAGCAGCACAAAAUAAACGACCCAGUAGAACGCCAAUUAUUAUUAUUCCUAGUGCCACAACAUCUCUUAUUACCAUGUAUAAUGCAAAAGAUAUUUUACAAGAUUUGAAAUUCAUCACCAAUGAGGAAAAAAGAACACAAGGCUGUAAGCGUGAAACGGAAAUUCUCCUACAGCGUAGAAAAGAAGGUGGUUUAACUGUUCCAUAUCGUGUUGUUGAUAAUCCACAAAAAUUAAAUAACGCUGAUUGGGAACGUGUUGUGGCAGUCUUUGUCAAUGGACCCGCUUGGCAAUUCAAGGGAUGGCCUUUUGAUGGUAAUCCCGUGGAAAUUUUCUCAAAAAUUUGUGCAUUUCAUAUCAAAUAUGACGAAAUGAGACUGGACGCAAACGUAGGGAGGUGGGCAGUAACAGUAAUUGAAUUGAGUCGAACAAAGCGGCAUUUAGACAGGGCGGCUCUCAUGGUCUUCUGGGAACAUUUAGACAAACACAUGAUAAAGAACAAACCUCACCUUCGUUUCUGAAAAUCUUUUUUCCAUCAAGAUGACCAGAGAGAAAGCUUAAUAAUAUACCAGAGAUAUAGAGCACGAGUUGCAUUAAUUUUGACACGUGUGCAGAGCAAAAUUUAUUUACAGCAAAAAUACUACCUUUAGCGUUUUUGGAGUAAAAAUAAACCUCUUUCCUGGUUUUAAAAGACGAAAAAAAUAAUGUAUCAGUCGCAAUGAAAAUUUGGCAGUUAAUUUGAAUCUCAGUGUCCUUUCCAAUCAAGUUGUCUGCCCAGAAUGUAUUCACAUUUUGUUUUUGUAAAAUAAUUUACUAAUCGUAAGUGAAAAAAAAAAUUAAAAAUACAUUUAUCUAAGAAUUAAAGUGUUAUUGGUAACAA